This is a messenger RNA of Taeniopygia guttata (zebra finch), 1872 nucleotides long. RefSeq names its product serine protease 57 (gene PRSS57). Gene Ontology annotation, molecular function: serine-type endopeptidase activity. The record is from RefSeq and is a predicted model, not a curated record. Gene Ontology annotation, biological process: proteolysis. Lineage: Eukaryota; Metazoa; Chordata; Aves; Passeriformes; Estrildidae.
UCCCGGGGCUGCGGCAGCUGUCCCCGAGCGGGUCCUGGUUGUGCAGUGCCUGGCGCGGGGCGGGUUGGGGGGGCUGUGUCAGAGCCCCCCCAUGAGCACAGCCGCUGUCAGGGUGUAACUCUCCCCUGUGAAUGCAGCCGCUCCGUGCUGCCCCACUCCGGGAGCCGCCGACUCUUUGCUCCCCCUUUGCGCUCCCCCGUUUCCCAACCCCACGGCCGCAAUGGGCAAACUGCCGCAGGAAGCCCCAAGCCGCCCUCCGUUGGGAAAUCUGCCCGCUGCCGGGCACGGACUCGGCACUUGGCCCCAAAUGAGCCGGGCUCUGCACUGAGGGUCGGCAUAUCCCCCCAGCCCCGUGCCCCCCACCCCUACACCCCUUUGUGCGUUGAUGCAGAACACGGAGGAAACCGCCCCUCUGCCCACAGCAUCGUCCCAGAGCCAGCGGGGCUCUGCAGGGGCUGAAAGAGGCGUCGGAUGGGAGCACAGCACAGUCCCCGUGUCACCCACAGCAGUCCCGGGGACACUGUCGGGUCUGAGAGACUCUUGGGGCCCCGCUGCUGCCACCUCCCUGCGGAGAGGGUUUCAUCCCAGUUAGCUCAAGGCACAAGAGGAGUCAGGGCUGAGAAGCUGCUCUGCUCCUCAUCUCCCGCUCCGGGGGAAGCUGCACGGAGCUCCCCGAGCCCUGAAUUGCUCAAAGCAGCAACACCCGGAGGAGGAUGCAGGAGGGAAAUACCCGCCCCCAUCCCAAGGCUCAGCCCCUGGAGGGAUUUAAGCCCCCCCACCCCGAGCAGCCCCAGCGGUGGUGGCAGUGGCCCGCUCUGUGCCACCAUGGUCACAGCGGGGCUCUUCAUCCUCAGCCUGGGAGGCUCCGUCCUGCUCCCUGCUCUGGCCCCGGCAGGCACCCAGGGGAGCCAGAUCAUCGGGGGAAAGGCGGCAGCACCCCAUUCCCGGCCCUUCAUCGCCUCCAUCCAGAUGGACGGGGAGCACGUCUGCGGGGGCUUCCUGGUGUGGCCCAAGUGGGUGAUGACAGCUGCCCACUGCUUCAUUCCCAGGCGCAGCCCCUCGGUGCGUGUGGUGCUGGGAGCCCAGCGGCUGCAGGAGCCCGAGGGGUCCCAGCAGAUCUUCAGCGUGGUCGAGUCCAUCGCCCACCCGCUCUACAACGCCCGUGCCACGGACAACGACAUCCGCCUGCUCCAGCUGAACAGGUCGGCCACGCUGAACAAGUACGUGAGGCGGAUCCGCCUGCCCUCCCCACACACCGACCUGAAGCCCGGCACUGUCUGCUCCGUGAUGGGCUGGGGGGACACCUCCAACUUUGGAGACCAGCCCAGCGAGCUGAUGGAGACCAACACCACCAUCGUCAAGAGGAGCCUCUGCCGGACGCUGUGGAGGGGCAAGGUCUCGGCCAACAUGCUGUGCGGGGCCAGCCGCAGCACCACGCUGCAGGGAGUCUGUGCCGGUGACUCCGGGGGACCCUUGGUCUUCAAGGACAAGGUUCAUGGCAUUGUCUCCUUCUCUGGGGAGAGAUGUGGGGACCGCCGGUUCCCUGACAUCUACACCAAGAUCUCCAACUACAUUGGCUGGGUGCAUGACGUUGUGCGAGGGUUCCGUGGUCAGAAGGGGUGCCUGAAGCCCAAGGGUGGCCGGGAGUCCUGGGGGCAGGCGGGCUGUGGGAAGAGGGGCUGAGGUGUCGCAUGGGAGGGGAGAAGCGGGCCAGAACUUCCUCAUCCUCCAGCUCUGGAGGGGCUUGGAGCUGAUGCUUAACUCAGGGCAGGGCAGGAGCUCCUCUCUGCCCAUUAUGUACCCCCUAGGCUACACCAGAAGUCCCUCUCGCAGUGGCAACAUUGACCUUCCUCAAUAAAUGCUCAGUCCCCA